CACGGGGGCGCCAGAGAGCGCACCUCUCCGCUAAAGAUGUGAAAAUGGCGGAGCUACAAAUGCUUCUGGAAGAGGAGAUUCCAGCGGGACGAAGCGCGCUGCUGGACAGCUUCACUAAUUUGGAAAGAGUCGCGGAGUACUGCGAGAGCAACUAUGUCCAGUCUCCAGACAAGCAGAGGGCGCUGGAGGAGACCAAGAACUACACCACCCAGUCUCUGGCCAGCGUAGCCUACCUGAUCAACACGCUGGCCAACAAUGUCCUGCAGAUGCUGGACAUCCAGGCCUCGCAGCUCCGCCGCAUGGAGUCCUCCAUCAACCACAUCUCACAGACGGUGGACAUCCACAAAGAGAAGGUAGCACGGCGGGAGAUCGGUAUCCUCACCACCAACAAGAACACGUCCCGCACGCACAAGAUCAUCGCCCCGGCCAACCCCGAGAGGCCUGUGCGAUACAUCCGCAAGCCCAUCGACUACAGCCUGCUAGACGACAUGGGCCACGGAGUUAAGUGGUUGCAAAGGUUUAAGGCCAGCGCUCAGAACAUGAAGGCCGGAGGAGGUGGACUCCCUCGCACCAACCCCCCCACACAGAAGCCCCCGAGCCCACCCAUGACGGGGAAAGGGACGCUUGGGCGCCACUCCCCCUAUAGGACGCUUGAGCCGGUGCGUCCACCCGUUGUCCCUAACGACUACGUCUCAAGCCCGACGCGCAACAUGGCGCACCCCCAGCAGAGCCCUGCACGCACUGCAUCUGUUAAUCAGAGGAACCGCACGUACAGCAGUGGGAGCAGCGGAGGCAGCCACCCCAGUAGCAGUCGCAGCAGCAGCCGAGAGAACAGCGGCAGUGGCAGCGUGGGCGUGCCCAUCGCCGUUCCAACCCCAGCCCCGCCCACCGUUUUCCCAGGUUCAGCCCCUGCCCAGUCCAACGCAACCAAACCUCCCCCAAACACUGCCACAGCCCCUGGGCCCCCUUCCUCUGCCCUAGACGGCCCCCCACAAGCCCCCAAUCCCCCUGUAGAGAUCCCGCCUGUACCCCCACCCCCUCCCCAACUCCCUGCCUCCACGGUACCUACUGGCACAGGCCCUGCUACUUAUAGCAACCCUGCACAAGGUGCUCCUCAGUUCUACAGCAUGAACCGCCCCGCGCAGCAGCCUCAGAACCCUCCGGUGGGAGGCUCCCUGCCGUACCGCCGACCCUCGUCCGUCACUGGUCAGCCCAACGUGACCCACAACCAGAGCCAGCUUAACGGGGGGCCACACUUUGCCCAGAACCAAGCAGGCCCGCUCGUGCCCCCUCCCCCCUCCAUGCAGAUCACCCCUCAGCUGCCUCUGAUGGGCUUUGUGGCCCGUGUUCAGGAGACUAUCUCAGACGUGCCACCUCCGCCAGCCGACGAGCCGGUGUUUGAGGAGCCCACGCCUCCUCCGCCGCCACCUGAAGACUACGAGGACGACGAGGAUGAAGAAGAGUCGGCGGUGGUGGAGUACAGCGACCCCUACGCUGAGGAGGACCCGCCCUGGGCCCCACGCAACUACCUGGAGAAAGUGGUGGCCAUCUAUGACUACACCCGCGACAAAGAGGACGAGCUUUCGUUCCAGGAGGGCGCCAUCAUCUACGUGAUCAAGAAGAACGACGACGGCUGGUUCGAGGGCGUCAUGAACGGGACCACGGGCCUCUUCCCCGGCAACUACGUCGAGUCCAUCAUGCACUACGCCGACUGAGCGGCGCCUCCCUGAGCAGGAGAGGAAACGGGAGGAGCGCUUGUUGGGGAUGGGAGCGGGGGGAGGGAAGGGUUAAAGGUCAAAGACUUUGAUCGAACAGAGCAUGAUCACCUCCGGGCGAAGAGAGCAAAGAGCAGGGAGGCAAAGAGGAGGCAGUUUUUUGGGGUUUUUUGAAGAAGAAAUUGGACAUGACAGACUGGAUGCUCAGUCAUUCUCGUGACAUAGUCGCCGCUAUAAAACGACCACUACUCUAGAUAUAAGCUUCCCUGUAACAUUUCUUUCUUUGUGACUUUGUUUGAUUAACGAGGAGGACUGGGCGGUGAUGGGUUUGUUACGUUUUGAGAGUUUGUUUCACACUACGAGGCCACUAAAUUGAUUUCUGCUUCUUUUGUUUUUUAUUCCUUGUGUUUUUAGCAGUUUGCCCAAUAUUUAUUUGUAGUGGGAGGGGGGGAAGAUGAGCGGGUAGAUGAGGCCUCGGAGAAAAAGGGCUGGAGGAAAAUGCCUUCAGGUUUCGUUAUCUCAGACACUCCAGAUACAACAGCGAUAUCCUCAGUGAGACGCAUGGAUGGGCGGGUGAGGGCACGGAGCGUGCCAAAGCUGAUGAAGAUAAGCACAUCAGAUGUCUUAAUGUGAUCCACGAAGCUAGAUAAAAGGGGGAAAUCCUCCUUAAGAGUGCUUUAAAUGAUGAACUUUGCUCGUUUUUGUUCCGUUUGCGUGGUUAAAGCGGACAAGUUUAGUCACUACAUGCUUUACUUUGCAGUUUUCAGGUGAAGGAAUCGUCAUCCAGCCCUCAAAUCAGAGAAAGGCGUGGAUUUAAAGUCUGCAGCUCCCGUGAUAAAGUUGGAUGAACAGUUGUGGCGAGCCGUUUACUUUUAUGUCUUUAUUCUAUUUCUUUUGCCGUUCGCCAAGAGUUGGCGGUCGAGUUUUGCUUACAGAGCGGCAGACUGCAUGUUUGAACUAAUGGAAGGAGAGGGGGGGGGACAAAAAGCUUCUUUUCUGCUCUACUGAUGAUUAAUGUCUUAAUAUUUUUAGAUAUGGUGUGGUUUUGGUUUUUGAUAUUCACCCACGACAAACCACGACGACGAUGCAUUUAGGUCAUUUCUAAGAUGCUUGUGCCAUAUUGAAGUGUGUGUGUUGCUGUUUCAGAGGUUAUCACUUCAUUUUGCAAUAAAAAUCGGCCGGAGGGAAGCGGGACUGUCGUCGAAUUACAGAUCUUUAGUUUUUCCCGAGCUGUUUGAAAUCAGAAGCACAUACAUUUGUAGUGAAAAGUUUAAAAAAAAACAAAAAGGUGUAGAAGAAAUAUUAUAAAUGUGAAGAUGUAUUAUGCCCUCAGACACAGGAAUUAUUGAAUAUGAAAAGAAGCCAGGUGUUGUGUUUUGAAACGGUUUUAAGCAUCACAUUAGGGCCCCGAUACUUCUCUUUGUUUUUUUUUUUUUAAAAAGACAGUGAGUUUAGGCACCAUUCGUCCUCCGUACAGUUUUCGAUGCGCUUGGCUGUUGGGUGUUUGCGAGGGCUCAGUGCUUGUACUUCUGUCAGGAUCUUUUUAUUUUCUACUCCCAAAAAAGAAAAAGGAGAAAAAAAAGAAAAACAACAACAACAAGUGGAUCUGUAUGUGAGUCUUGCAUGCCAUUGUUAUUAUCUGUACUGGUGUCCCUGAAACCUACGUGGCAAGAUCACCCAUUUCUAAAAAGGCAAGCAGCCCUGCAGCUCUGACCAGGUACCGCCAGCCUCAUCCAAAGAGACUGUACAACUUUACUUCGAGCCCAUGUCCGAGGAGCCGCUCGCUGACCUGUGGGGGAGGAGGGACAGAGGGAGGGGAGGCACUCGGCUUCCUCCUCCCCCCUGACAGUAGCCGUCAUCAGUGGUGAAAAAUCGUUUUUUUUGUGUGUGCAUAAGCUGCUAGUGAAUCCUGCGGACAGACUGCAGGCGGGAGAUGAAUGAGAACUUUGACUCUUGUUGCAUAACACUCAUAAACUGACACUAAAAAAAAAUAGAUAUAUAUCUGAGUGAGGCCCUCUGGUCUGCAGGAUUCACAGCUUCCUGGAGUCACAGACGUCCCGUCGGGAUGUCGAGUUUAACAGUCCAUAAUGCCAUUGUGUUGCACAGUUAAAGUUGAAUUGCAGAAGUAUCAUAUUUGUAAAAUCAUGAGAACAAAGACAAUAAAAUUAUUGAGAUUUA
This is a messenger RNA of Pelmatolapia mariae (spotted tilapia), 3893 nucleotides long. RefSeq names its product abl-interactor 2b (gene abi2b). Gene Ontology annotation, cellular component: actin-based cell projection; SCAR complex; lamellipodium. Gene Ontology annotation, molecular function: SH3 domain binding; signaling adaptor activity. The record is from RefSeq and is a predicted model, not a curated record. The coding region runs from base 45 to 1715 and encodes 556 amino acids. The transcript has 12 exons. NCBI's taxonomy places the organism in Eukaryota, Metazoa, Chordata, Actinopteri, Cichliformes, Cichlidae. Gene Ontology annotation, biological process: neuron migration.